Molecule: messenger RNA, 858 nt
Organism: Camellia sinensis
Lineage: Eukaryota; Viridiplantae; Streptophyta; Magnoliopsida; Ericales; Theaceae
Source: RefSeq, a predicted model, not a curated record
AUGCACCAGCCUGCAACCAUAGAGUCCUUAAUGCAACGGAUCAACGAACACAUCCGUGUGGAGGAUGAUGCCGCCUCCGCAACCGAGAAGGCUAAUCCGGUCGCGGCGGAUAGAAGAAUGGCGGGGAAGGUUCACUUGGUGGGGCAGGAGGACAACCGCCGAAGCGACCGGUCAAAAGAUCAACGUCGUGGCUCAAACCGCGAUGAUAGAAGCAAAGGUCGCAAAAACGACCGAGCUAACGCUUCUCGUGAUGAAGAGGAAGAUGCCAAGAGAAAAUUGAAAGCGCGAACAAGUAUUACCACGAGAGGCUUCAACUCAAGAUAUCGCUGCACCUUCCACGAGGAACGGGGGCACCAAACGGAGGAUUGCUUGUCGCUCAAACAACAUUUGGAGGAGCUGGUGGCGGCGGGACAUCUGGACCAAUACAUAGAUGGGGGUAUGAAAGCCGCUCCACUGGGACAAACCGAGCCAAACGGCCUAGGCGCCCUGAACGCAGCGUCGCAAGGCGUAAUCAACGUCAUCCAUGGCAUCAUUGAACUGGCAUGGGUCUGCGAGCUGAGGGGGAUGAUCAAGAAAGCCGAGCACAUGAGGGAGGUGCUCUCCGUUCAGCCCGCUGUGAAGAAAGGAAAGACUGAAGAAAAAGAUAUCCUUACAUUUUCAAGUAAGGACUUGGAGAGAAUUCAAGUGCCCCACAAUGACGCCCUAGUAGUGACUCUUCGUGUCAAAGACUUCGACAUCAAAAGAAUUGACCAGAGGAGUUCAGUUGAAAUCAUGUAUUAUGACGCGUUCAAACAAAUGAAGUUGGAGGACAAGGACUUAGCCCCUGCAACGUCUCCUUUGGUUGGCUUCAAUUCUUAA